AUGCCAGAGAAAGAAAGAAGACCAAGAGAUAAUCAGAUAAUGAAUAUCACCCAUUUCUCAGAUGAAAUAGAUGAGGCCGAUGAAAGGGAAGACUAUCCCAUGGACCAUUUCUCCUCAAUGGCCUUCUAUCGCAAAGAGGAUCCACAGGAGUACGCGUUUCCGCCUGAGGAGAGGCAAAAGGAGUAUGAGAAGUGGCGAAACAAUCCGGAAUGGGAGUGGCGCAGUGACUAUAAGGACGAGUAUGCGUGGGAUGAGCGCAAGAAGAAGUCUCCUGAGCCCACUCGCAAGAAGUCUAAGUUUAGAGUUUGUACUAAUUGUGGUACAACUUCAACACCUUCGUGGCGGCGUAGUACCAACAACAAAAUGCUACUUUGCAAUGCAUGUGGACUCUACCAAAAGUUGCAUGGAACCGAUCGGCCCUACAGCAUUACAGUCGAUGGCAAAACCAAAGCCAUUAAGAGCAGUAUAGAUAAAGGGGUGUGCCGCGGCUGUGGUGUAACUCAAACUUCGUUGUGGCGAAGGGGACACAGUGGCGAGUGGCUCUGUAACUCAUGUGACCUAUUGCAUACUAAGCCUGCCCAAGUGGAAGAGGAGUACCAGUCGCAAGAGACCUGGAAGGAAUAUUCCGGUGAGUACCAAGAGUACCCUAACUGGCCGCAAUACACUGAGAAGGACACGUAUUCUCAGGCAGGAUUUAGGUAUGACGAAGAGAAGAACGAUGGGUACUUUUCAGAGGGGGGGUUUAGAGACUUAUAG
This is a messenger RNA of Nematocida homosporus, 756 nucleotides long. RefSeq lists its product as uncharacterized. The transcript has a single exon. The coding region runs from base 1 to 756 and encodes 251 amino acids. The record is from RefSeq and is a predicted model, not a curated record. Gene Ontology annotation, molecular function: DNA-binding transcription factor activity, RNA polymerase II-specific; zinc ion binding; RNA polymerase II cis-regulatory region sequence-specific DNA binding. NCBI's taxonomy places the organism in Eukaryota, Fungi, Microsporidia. Gene Ontology annotation, biological process: negative regulation of transcription by RNA polymerase II; positive regulation of transcription by RNA polymerase II.